Telopea speciosissima is the source of this 492-nucleotide messenger RNA. RefSeq names its product norbelladine synthase-like. The transcript is spliced from 2 exons. The coding region runs from base 13 to 492 and encodes 159 amino acids. The record is from RefSeq and is a predicted model, not a curated record. Gene Ontology annotation, cellular component: cytoplasm; nucleus. NCBI's taxonomy places the organism in Eukaryota, Viridiplantae, Streptophyta, Magnoliopsida, Proteales, Proteaceae. Gene Ontology annotation, biological process: defense response; abscisic acid-activated signaling pathway. Gene Ontology annotation, molecular function: abscisic acid binding; signaling receptor activity; protein phosphatase inhibitor activity.
ACAAUCAUCAAAAUGCAUGGACAAGUUUCAAACGAUGUAGAGGUAGGAGUGCCAGUUGAUAUGGUUUGGGAUAUCUAUGGUACUCUCAAAUUAGCCAAGGUUUCCGCUGAACUACUCCCCGGCAUCGUCGAAAAGAUCGAAAUUCUUGAAGGCGAUGGAGGGGUUGGCACCAUGAUGAAGGCUACGUUUCCUCCAGGAAGUGGUUUUGAUUACACUAUAGAGAAAUACACAAUACUUGAUCAUGACAAACACUUGAAGGUAGCCGAGAUCAUUGAAGGAGGUCCAUUAAAACUUGGGUUCAGCUUGUAUCGAGUUCGGAUUGAAACAAUAGAGAAAGAUGACAAUUCAACUAUUAUUAGAUCAACCAUUGAGUACGAAAUCAAAGAAGAGUUUGCCUCCAAUGCUUCUUUCGCCACUACCGCACUUUUAGAUCUCCUUGCUAAUGCAAUUGGAAAGUAUCUUGUUGUUGAUCAAAAGAAAGCUGAUGAGUAG